UCCUCCGCGUUCCAGAUGGCAUCAAACGACUCGCGGCUCCAGCAUCAGCCCUCUCAGAAGGAUGCGGCUGACCAGAACUUUGAUUACAUGUUCAAGCUGCUGAUCAUCGGCAACAGCAGUGUGGGGAAAACCUCCUUCCUGUUUCGCUACGCAGACGACUCCUUCACGUCGGCCUUCGUCAGCACCGUGGGCAUCGACUUCAAGGUCAAGACCGUGUUCCGAAACGACAAGAGGAUUAAGCUACAGAUCUGGGACACAGCCGGUCAGGAGCGUUACCGCACCAUCACCACAGCGUACUACAGAGGAGCCAUGGGGUUCCUGCUCAUGUAUGACAUCACAAACCAGGACUCCUUCAAUGCAGUGCAGGACUGGGCGACACAGAUCAAGACUUACUCCUGGGACAAUGCUCAGGUGAUCCUUGUUGGUAACAAGUGUGACCUGGAGGACGACAGGCUCAUACCCGCAGAGGACGGCCAGCGAUUAUCAGAGGAUUUAGGCUUCCAGUUCUUUGAGGCCAGCGCGAAGGACAACAUCAACGUGAAGCAGGUGUUUGAGCGUCUGGUGGACGUCAUCUGUGAGAAGAUGAACGAGAGCAUGGAGGGAGACGCCAACCUGGUGUCCAACCACAGGAACCAGGGCCUUAAAGACUCGCCUUCAGAGAACCAAGGGGGCUGUUCCUGCUAAACCGCCUGUCCUCCCACCGAGUCCCCCCAACACACACACACACACUAAUAGUCCCACAUCCUACAAAGUGUUGCACCUCUUCUUCUUCUUCUUCUUCUGUCUUCACUUAAGCCACGCCCCAGCUCUGCUUUGUCACAGCUUCAUCAUCAGCACUGUCAGACCCUCCCCACCCUCCUCCCCCUGCCUCACACAUGGCCCACAAUCUGCCUCCAUCUUUCUCUGUGGUCCUCUGUGGUGAGCAGACCGUUCAACAGAACCUGCCACAUGCUCUGUAUUCUUCUGUUCACGCCCAACAUCAACGGCCUUGACCACGCGACAUUAUAAAUGUACUGUAUCUACAGCAUUGUGUCCAGCAGUGUCACUCAUCUCUACAUCAGCUGCAGUUUCCAGUGUAGUGUGCCACUGUACUAAAUCACUAAAUCAGCUUUUAUCGUUUCACGUCACAUUUUGGAGAAUUCUGCAGCUCAUAGUACCCGUAUACAACAUAACUACUAUGAAAGUACAACAUUAACUCUGUAACUGUUAGUAUGUGACAUUUACACAAGAGUGAGGGCUUAAUACAUGUCACAUGCUGGUCGGGAUGAUUCUAAAGCUGCAGGAUCACUAGAAUAAGAGCUGAUUGUUGACAUUGUGGGAUCAUGGCUCUCUGUCCUGAGCUCCUCUCAUCACAUGAGCGCGGCGAGUCUCUCCAUCUCUAAAACUCUCCACUGAUGUUGAAAGGUUUUAUUGUAUUUAUUGUCUCAUUCACUUUUAGACUCUAACCCCUCUUUUGUACUUCACUCCACCACGGAGUAGGGAGUGAAGUGUGGUUUUUGGUGGCUCUGUGUGCGUCUGUGGGCUGACGAUGGCCGAGUCUGCCAUCUCUUGAUUUCUUUGCAGUGUAGGCUGUGGUCGCUGAUGCUGAAGCAGUGAUCUGUAACUUGACUUAACUGAUCUGUGAUCUGUGAUCUGUGAAUUGACGCAGAAGUCUAUCAGAUCACUAUAUUUUCCGUUAGGCUGAAAUGUAAUUAUGCAAGUGUUGCUCAAUAACAGCGAAGACAUCCUACCUCUGCACCUUUAAAGCUCACUCCAUGUGCAUGCGUGGGUAUUCACGUGCAUUUACAGCAUCUGAGUGUGUCACUGGCAUCAAACUCAAAAAUAACCUUUGGAUUGUUUCUGCAUGUUUUGAAAUACAGUGAUUCCAGAUGGAUGUGCGGUGUCAGCGCAGAGCAUCCAAAUGUGUGUGUCCUCGAUCUGUUGUGACAUUCUGAGGCGUUUGCUCGUCAGUCACCACUUUUAUCAUGCGGUGGUUAAACAUGUGCGAAUCUCACUGUCAGUCUCUCGCGCUGAGACGGAUGCCCACUGGUGGACGCUGUGCCACGUCCUCCACGUCACGUUGUGAGGAAGUCGUUUAACACUGGUGACAGCGGUUGUUAUUGUCACGGGACCUGACACUCACCCUUCACACACACACACACACUAACUGCUGCAUGGCAAACGAGUUGACAUGGCUCUUGACAACUGGAGCAUUUGUGAAUUGUUUGUGUGUCAGUGUCAUGUUGCUUGCUGAGGUUUUUUUUUGCAGCAGUGAUCUCUGAGAAAGAAAAGGUGUGUUCCUCCUAUCAGAGGUAGAGAGGUGACGUGCCUGUGUCACUGUGAAAUCAGUCCUCUUCUCAUUAAAGUGGCUGAAAUGACAUUUCGUGACCGCGCUCCCUGCCACAUGUCAACUUUUAAUAGCUUUUUGACAUUCCAGUCUUCAGUAUUGAAACCGGUGUCGCGGUGGAUGAAACUAUAAUCCCAUGUGAGUCCAUGUGAGACUCAUCAGUCAGUUCGUACCAGCCACAGCCUCUACAUAAUGAUAGUAGCCUUGUGUUGCUGUGCCAAUACCCGUUGUCACUUUUUUGGGGGGGCUGGGUCACAACCCUCCUCCUCCUCCUCCUCCUCCUCCUCCUUUCUGCUGUUGUAAAAGCCUGUGGUCAGUUAUCUCUAGUGUCCACUGUGUGUUCUGCUAAAGACUGGACUUUUGUGUUAUCAUGUCACCUGCACCACGGUGAGCUCUGGUGCGGCUCGGGCCACUGACUCUCAACACUACACCGUGUGGUUUUUGCUGUUGUAUUUAAAGUGAGUGCAAAGGAGGCGGAGCGUGCAGCGUGUCUGUGACACAGUGUGCUUAAGAUGUACCUGGCACCGUUGUGAUAAACUGUCCACUUGUCUUGUAUCUGCCAGUUGAUGGUGCUCUGUGCUCUCCUGAAACUCUUAGCCAGAUGUUUCUUUCUUGCUUGCUUGCUUUUAUGCUCCGUUGUGUUUAAGCUCUCCUUGUUGUCAUGUGUUCUCCUAAUAUGUCGCUUUCUAAAAAAAACAAAAAGAGGUGAAAUCAGAUCCUUCAGUUCUGAAUGUGUUGGCUGGACACAUUAUGGCACACGUGCAUCUUAUAAACAAAUCAAACUUGAACAUGUUCACAUGUGUAUAUGAGAAUAAAGAGUAUGUUCACUGCAUAAA
Messenger RNA from Solea senegalensis (Senegalese sole), 3162 nucleotides. It is a transcript of the gene rab3db, whose product is annotated as RAB3D, member RAS oncogene family, b. Gene Ontology annotation, biological process: protein localization to plasma membrane; regulation of exocytosis; protein secretion. The transcript is spliced from 4 exons. The record is from RefSeq and is a predicted model, not a curated record. Gene Ontology annotation, molecular function: GTP binding; GTPase activity. The coding region runs from base 16 to 684 and encodes 222 amino acids. Gene Ontology annotation, cellular component: synaptic vesicle; plasma membrane; endosome. Lineage: Eukaryota; Metazoa; Chordata; Actinopteri; Pleuronectiformes; Soleidae.